This is a messenger RNA of Solanum dulcamara, 811 nucleotides long. RefSeq lists its product as uncharacterized. Bases 91 to 771 code for a protein of 226 amino acids. The transcript is spliced from 2 exons. The record is from RefSeq and is a predicted model, not a curated record. NCBI's taxonomy places the organism in Eukaryota, Viridiplantae, Streptophyta, Magnoliopsida, Solanales, Solanaceae.
ACUUUCUUAAUAUGAGCCAGCAAAAGGUGAAGUCGAAAGCAAAGGGGAAAUAAUCCCACUGUCAGUGCCUUUUCAGUAAGAGAAAUAAAAAUGUUGAUUUCAGGGAAAUCCCUUGCACUUUCCGGUCUCCUCUUCCUCCUCGCGGCGUGUUCUCUGUGUUUCACCGUCAGCAUUGCGUCAGAAUCCGGCGACCCUAUACCUACUCCAUGGCCGGAGCAAUUCCAUUCGAUUCUGUUCAUGAACAACAGCAAAGGGAAUCUUCAGAUCGUUGAUUUGUGGUACGAUUGGCCUAACGGAAGGAACUUCAACAUAAUCCAGAAUCAAUUGGGAAAGCUCCUUUACGAUUUGGAAUGGGAUAACCACACUUCCUUCUACUACACUUUGGAUGCUAACAAGGAGUGCAGGGUCAUGCAUUUCCCGGUGGGAAUCCUUAGACCCACUUGGCUACAAGGUGGAAAUUAUAUGGGACAGAGAUAUAUGGAUGGAUUUCUCUGCAAUGUGUGGGAAAAAGUUGAUUUCAUUUGGUAUUACGAAGAUGUUGUUACUAAGAGACCUGUUUACUGGGCUUUCUACACAGGUAUGAUUGCACAUGUAAUGACAUUUGAAGUAGGAAAAGUGCUAGAGGAUCCAAAUUGGCAAGCCCCUGUUUACUGUUUCAAAGAGGCCAAGGAAGAAGAGGAGAUAUCAUCUCAUGUUAGUUUAGUUACUGAUAAUGAUGUUUCCAUUGGCAGACUCAUGGGAGUAGCUAUGGAUGUUUCUUUACUGCUCUAAUUCUUGUUACAUUUCCAUGUACUAUCAAAUAUUUUUUGUU